AUGACGCAGUUCUUACCCCCAAAUCUACUUGCACUAUUCGCGGCGCGGGACCCCAUUCCCUACUUGCCACCGGCGGCGAAACUCCCGCACGAGAAGAAGCAAAAGGGAUACGAUGGAGUCGGGGCUUUCCUUAACGUGUUUGAGCACCCAUCUGAGACUCCGCCACCUACGCGGGUGGAGACUCGCGAGGAGCGGCUCGAGAGGCGGAGGCGUGAGCGUGCCGAGCAGACCGCUUACCGAUUGGAGCAGGAGAUCGCUCUUUGGGAUCCCGCUGCCAAUCCCGUCGCCACCACUGACCCCUUCAAGACUCUGUUCGUGGCCCGCAUUAAUUACGACACUUCCGAAUCUAAGCUAAGAAGAGAGUUUGAAGGAUAUGGGCCAAUUAAAAGAAUAAACAUGGUAUUCAACAAAGAAAAUGACAAACCGCGCGGCUACGCUUUCAUUGAAUACGAACAUGAGAGGGACAUGCAUUCCGCGUACAAACACGCUGACGGCAAGAAGAUCGACGGCAAACGCGUGCUGGUGGACGUGGAGAGGGCUCGCACCGUCAAGGGGUGGCUGCCGAGGAGGCUCGGCGGCGGCCUGGGCGGGACGCGGCGCGGCGGCGCCGACGUGAACAUCAAGCACUCGGGGCGCGAGGACAACGAGCGCGAGAGGGAGAGGUACCGCCUCGAGCAGAGGGACCACGACGACCGGGGCGCGCACAGGGACAGAGAGGCGGUUCGCCCCGGCGGGCGUCGGCGCACCCGCUCGCGCUCGCGCCGCCGCUCCGCCUCCCGUUCGCGCAGACGCGAGCGCGAGCGAGAGAGAGAGAGGCCCCGCGAGGAGGAGGUAGACAAGCGGCGGCGGCGGUCGCGCUCGCGGUCGGAGCGGCGGCGCGAGCGGCGCGAGCGGGACAGGGAGCGCGAGAGGGAGCGGGACGGCAAGCCCGAGCGGUCGCGCUCGCGCGACAAGAAGCGCUCGCGGCGGAGGGACCACAAGGUCAAGGCGGAGGACGUCAAGGUCAAGGAGGAGCCCAUGGACGACUACCCCGAGUUCAGCCUCCCGCCGUUGGACGUGCAGAUCAAGCAGGAGCCCGGCGAGGACGAGAACAAAUACAACCCGGAAGACGCCAACGGAGACCACUACGAUUAC
This is a messenger RNA of Iphiclides podalirius (scarce swallowtail), 1134 nucleotides long. The record is from the annotation of a GenBank genome assembly. NCBI's taxonomy places the organism in Eukaryota, Metazoa, Arthropoda, Insecta, Lepidoptera, Papilionidae.